Hemicordylus capensis (graceful crag lizard) is the source of this 5216-nucleotide messenger RNA. RefSeq names its product prolyl 4-hydroxylase, transmembrane (gene P4HTM). Gene Ontology annotation, molecular function: L-ascorbic acid binding; procollagen-proline 4-dioxygenase activity; iron ion binding. The record is from RefSeq and is a predicted model, not a curated record. The transcript has 9 exons. Gene Ontology annotation, biological process: peptidyl-proline hydroxylation to 4-hydroxy-L-proline. Bases 279 to 1739 code for a protein of 486 amino acids. NCBI's taxonomy places the organism in Eukaryota, Metazoa, Chordata, Lepidosauria, Squamata, Cordylidae. Gene Ontology annotation, cellular component: endoplasmic reticulum.
UUCUGCUUUUACCCAAGAGCAUGAAACCAAACCACCUCGCUCUCGAGGGACUGCCCUCGGGGUCAUGGCGGGGCUUGAACUCGGGCCGAGCGCGCCCUCCUCCGACGAAAGGGCCCCGCCGAGUCGCCGCCGCCGCCUUGCGCGAUGACGCAAUGGUAGCCGCCCGUGCGUAGCGCUAGCGAGAGGGGCUCCUGGCUUUGGGCUUCGCGAUAGCGGUUGCCGUGGUAACGGUCUAUUGCUCCGGGCCUGGUCGAGCGCCGGCCCGGAUUGUGCCUAGAAUGGCAGCCGUGGCGGGGGCAGCGGUGGCAGCGGCCACGGCCGGGCAGGACGAGGAGCCCCUGCUGCCAGGGCCCCCCAUCGGGCGCCGCGGCGUCUGCUCCCGGCCGUACUUCGUGGUCGUGAUGGUUUUCGCGCAUCUCUACGUGUUCAACGUGCUGGGCUUGCUGCUCUUCGUGCAUAUCAGCGCUGACGACGGAGACCCGGAGCCGGGCAAAGACUUCCCUAGCCCCGCUCAGGAUCCGCCUGCGUUAUCCUUCGCUCCAAGAGACUUUAACUCUUAUGCCCUGCCUCGCCUCGAGGCCAUCAAGGUGGGACAUAAACAGAAGGUGGAGCUGGUCCCUAACAAAAUCCAUUUCAUGAAAACUCUCAGCUUGAAACCACCUAUUUUUGAAAUUCCAGACUUCCUGAGUGAGGAUGAAUGUAAAUUUAUUAUCCACUUGGCUAAGCUCAAAGGGCUUGAGAAAAGCCAGGCUAGAGCUGAAAACAGUGCCGAAAUCAUGGAAAUGCUAGAUAUUGGCCAGAUGGAUAUUUUCAACCUUCUAGACCGCAAUCAUGAUGGACAGCUGCAGCUUAAUGAGGUGCUGACACAAAACCAUGUAGCAACUGGUGGCAGAUGGAUGACUACUGAGACUCUUCGAGAGAUGUACACUGCUAUGAAAGCAGACCCAGAUGACAAUGGUGUGCUGACUUUGGAGGAGUUUAAGCAGCUGAACAUUCAGGAUUUCUUCAGGUAUAUGAAAAGCAAAGAAGUGAACAAGAGUGAUUUAGUGCGGAACAGUCAGCACACGUGGCUGUAUCAAGGCGAGGGGGCACAUCGGAUCAUGCGCUCCAUAAGGCAAAGGGUGAUGCAUUUAACCCGUCUACCCCCAGAGAUUGUGGAGCACAGUGAACCCUUGCAGGUGGUGCGAUAUGACGAGGGAGGACACUACCAUGCUCACCUGGAUAGUGGACAAAUGCUCCCAGAGACGGUCUGCAGUCACACCAAUCUGUUCAUCGAUGAAAUGCUUCCACUUCAAACCUCAUGCCGAUAUGUGACAGUACUGUUCUACCUAAAUAAUGUGACUGGAGGAGGAGAGACCACAUUUCCUGUAGCUGACAACAGGACUUUUGAAGAAUUGUCGCUGAUCCAGAAUGAGAUUGACCUACGUGACACUCGUAAACACUGUGAUAAGGGAAAUCUGCGUGUAAAACCACUGCAGGGCACUGCUGUCUUCUGGUACAAUUUCCUGUCAGAUGGGGAAGGCUGGGUUGGAGACGUGGAUGAAUAUUCCUUGCAUGGAGGCUGCUUGGUCACUGAAGGAACCAAGUGGAUAGCCAACAACUGGAUCAAUGUGGAUCCCAACAAGAGGCGACAGCUCCUGUUCCAAGAGAUGAUGGCUCAGUUCCCAAAUGAUGGAGAUGAGGAUCCAAGUGAGUGGGCUGUGGACAAAUCCUACAGUGCUGUACAUGUGGAACUGUAAUGCUUGAGAUGCCCUUUCAUUGACUUGAAGUAACUUUUUUGCACUAUCCAGGUUUGCCUAAAUGGGCAUAACCAUUUGUUCCACCAUUCCUGCAUUCUUUCGCCCUUCCCCAUCCUCACAAAUCUCAACAGGGAACAUAAGCUGUACUCCAGCUUUGCAUUUCUGACUAGACUGGAGGAAGGUGAGACUGCCUGGAUAGGUACGCAUGGUUAUGAAUGCAGUCUGAAGAACUGGCAAUCAGACAAGGCAGGAGAAAUGGCAAUGGUUGGCUUUCUAGGAUAUGGGUUCAUGCUUGUAUCUGUUUCAUGGCUGGCUUUGCAGGAGGUUCUAGGUCUCUAAGACAGCCUUCCUCAUGGUAAGUGCAAUCAGUUAGCAGUCAGGAUUUUAGCUCUCCUUCAUCCUGGGCCAUUUAUUCUCCUGGAAUGCAGUUCUUUUGGUUUUAGCUGAUUUUGUAGCUGUAUUCUUGGUACCUGCCAUUCUCUUUUGCUGUCACAUUACGAGAUUUCCACUCUAUGUGACCAAGAGUCACAUGACUCAAAACAUUUGAAGGUCAUUUUCUGAUAUGACAGGAAAGUCCCACAUCAGCAAAACUUAUGCAAUUCUCUGCUGCUCAUUCUAGGUUGCUCUCUAUGCUGUCAUUUUUAGCCCCUACAUGCACAGGUCACCAUCUUGAACAAGGUAGUAAAUGCCCGGUGGCCCUGCCUUGCUGUGAGGGAUGAAAAAUUAGUCUUGAGCAGUUGUGUGCUAAGGAAAAGGCGGGGAGGGCGGAAUCAUAGCUCAGUGGUAGAGCACAUGCUUUGCGUGCAGAAGGUCCGAGCUUCAAUUCCCAUUAUAUCUACAGGUAAGUCCAGGAAAAACUCAUCAAAACCCCUGGGGACUGUUGCUGGUCAGUGUAGACAGUACUGUGCUAAAUGGACCAGUGAUCUGACUUGGGUAUCCUGUGUAACCUGAGAUACAGGGACUGAAGGAAUUGCAGUUAUACCAGGUAAUUUCUAGUGCUAAUGCUUGUUAUAGAGAAUUCUUCUCAGGGUUGGACAUGGUUCUGAAUAAGGACAUAGUUCUGAAAUAUUUAUUGUUGUGUUGAUUAUCAGGGAAAAAAUGGAGAUGUUCAAGUGUGCAAUAGCAGCUAGAAUGCUGUAUUCUUUGAGAUGUACAUUUCAAUAACUUGAUUUGUGUGCUCAAUUCAGUGUAAGCCUGUUUGUUGAGAGGUUUGUGGCUUUCUUGUCCUGGAAAUUGGGAGGGCCGUAGUUCAGUACUAGAGCACAUGCUGUGCAUGCAGAAAGUCCCAGGUUCAAUUCCUAGCAUCUCUAGGUGGGGCUGGGAAAGACUCCUGGAGAAUCCACUGCCAGUGAUUGCAGAAAAGACUUCUUAAAAGUGUCAGUAAGAAAGGGGAAGGGGAGUUGGAAAAGGGGUCAGAGAAAAUGGAACUUCCGUGAGAAACAGAGAAGGUGCCUGCCCCACUGUGUUGAAUCUCAUGAGGCUCCUCGCCAUGGAGAGAGAGCUGUCCCUGAAAGCAAAGCCAGGCUUGCUUGCUUUUCAGUUGUGAUCAGAAAAAGGAAAUUUUCAGUUGCAAAUGAAAUGCCAAAAGCAGUUUCCUGAGUUAAGGCAAAAUGUCGGCUUUGGCUGUAACAAUUACUAUAGAGAACUAAAGAAAAUUUGCUUUGGACUUGCUGCUUAUAUAGUUCAAAGCAAAAUAUGUUCCUUAGUCAAACCCUCCACAUUUUACCCACAGCACAUUAAUCUGCCUAGCAUGUCAUUUAUCAGGAAGUUAAUUUGUCUUGAUGCUAGUGCUGAAAAUUGAUUUUAGCCAUUCAGUCCUAUUGUGUAAAGAGAAGAUUCGACCCUUUUUCUGCUUUAGGUUUGACAUGAAUGUUUCCUCUUGAGGCUGCUGAGAGGGAGCUGCUUUAAAGUGGCGAUCGUGUGACUGGCGAGUCCUCCAGCCAGUUGCAUCUAGCAUUGUCCAUGGCUCUCUGGAAGGGUGUUACGUGAUGUAAGACACUUGCCAUGCUGCAGGAGGUUGCCUUUUCUAUGUGGCAUGUCUUGCUGAGGAUGAAAGCUGGUUUUAGUGUAUGAAAUGUUGAUUAUUGUAUGUGGAGUCUGUGUGUGCCUGCAGCAGCUGAACUUCCAUUCCUUGGAAUGGUAGUGACCAUGCAACCCUUGUAUGAGGGAUUCUUAACUAUCGCCUUACUAGAGGCCUGCAAAACCCAUGUCCCACCAGACCAAACACAGAUUAUCAACCUUGAUUCCAACACCCCUAUAUUUUGUAGUCCAAGACAGGCAACAAAACAGGAGGUUUAUCAAGACCUUGAUUGGUGGGUUACAUUCAGCCUGGUGGGUUGCAAGUGGCACAGGCCUGCCUUAGUAUUACUUGUGCGCUUUAGAAUAUGAGUCUAUAAAGUUAGCAAGGCUUGUUGCUUCUGCACAGCCCUGCCCCGUGAGACUCUGGCAGCUUUAAAAUAUAUAUCAGUCACCCCAAUCCUAAACAAUGUAUUAAUAAAUUUCAUUGACUGCAAUGCAUCGUUUUCAUUCAGGAUUGCAUGCAGCAGUCCUGCUACAGAGUUUUUAUCUGGGGGGUGGGGGGAACCUGCAGUAGCUGCUCUUCAGACAGGAUACUGUGAGGUCUAGUAGUCUGUUUCUUGAAUCUUUUUGCUCUUUCAGGUGUGCCCUUGAUUCUGGAAAUGCUCUCACUUCACCAACAGAUUACUAGUCAGUUUUCAGUCCUUAGGUCCCCUUUAAGAACUGUUCAGUACCAAAAACCUAGACUCCACUCAUAGACUGUAUCCUGUUUAGUAUUUCUGAAAUGCAAACAGGUUGAACCUGAAAUCGAAUCCCUACUUUGCUGUUCACUCGGAACUAGGACCUUGUGGUUUUAUUUUGGGUUUGUGUGUAUUCUGGAGACUGUUCACCUCUUGCUUGUGGUAUUUCUACUUUACUAGCACAGACAUAUAACAGAAUGUAGAUGUUUUGUGUGAUUUCAAGCUGUUUUCAAUGGGAUGGUUAUCCACAAGAGAUAUGACUUCAUCUUAAUGAUUAAGGUUGUGAUCCACAUAAUCAAAAACCUCUCCACUAGGAAUACUGCCUGUAGUUGCAUGGCCAGUAGACUGUAUAGCAUCCAGCUCGCAGGAACGUGUGGGGUUUGCUGGGGCUGAACCCACCUGCAAUGAAGUGGGGGAGGGUGGUGUCAGCACAGUGGUAUGCUUGGUGAAUCAUGCUCUUGAAUUUUUCAAAGGCAUGACAUGCCGAGUGUAUUCAAGCCUACAGCUGAACCCCUUGUUAACCAUAACUAUUUGAGUGAAUAGAUGUUGCCAUUUGUAUUUAUAGGUAACUGGACAGCAUUGAAAUUUAUUUUUCUCUGUGUUCCUUACAUUUGUGUGAUUACCAGUAAGUUAUUUUUCUUAUUUAAUAUUUAUUUAAUUUAUUGUUUCUCAUGCACAGAUGUCAGGCUGUCUGUCCUGCAAUUAAAGGUUUGAAACCAUC